This is a messenger RNA of Panicum virgatum (switchgrass), 1501 nucleotides long. RefSeq lists its product as uncharacterized. The record is from RefSeq and is a predicted model, not a curated record. Bases 351 to 1253 code for a protein of 300 amino acids. The transcript has a single exon. Lineage: Eukaryota; Viridiplantae; Streptophyta; Magnoliopsida; Poales; Poaceae.
CGUCUCUAUAUAUGAGCAAAUAUUAUAAGAGGUGAGAAGCCAGCAAAAUCUGUGACAGAGAGAAAAUAGGAGAGAGUGGAGGGGCCGCCUCGCCAAACACUCGCUCGAGCCGGCGAAGAAGUGCUGCGGGGGCUUGAGCUCUCUGCCGUGCAGUAAAUACAUGUAGAGCCCGCCGCUGUUUGCAGCGAGCAGCUGGCGUAGCCAUUAAUGUUGGCCAAGCGGCCAACUGCAAGCCUUGCAGUCGCAGUAGCAACUGCGCCCGAUCUCGGUGCAAGCUUGUCUCUUCCUCCUCAGCUAGACUGCUAGGGUGCUAGCUAACGUCGCUAGGCUGUCGCGAGAGCUACACUACGAUGGCGGCGGAGGAGCUCGUGCUGCUCGAGCGAGACGACAAGACGGUGUCCCUGGCCGUGAUCCCGGCGACCACAACGCCCCCGUCGGCCACCGCAUCCGAGGCGGAGGUUGAGGCGGUCACUUUCCGGCUCGUCGUCGAGCAGAGCUACCGCUGCGGCGGCGGCGCCGAUGAGGUGGACACGAUGGAGGAUGCCGCGUGCCGCGUCCCCCUCGCCGACCUCCGCGACGCGGCGGCGGUCGACCGCGCGUUCGAGGAGCUGCUGGCCGGGCUCGACCACCCGACGCUGCGCCCGGAGGUCGCGCCGGAGGCCAGGGAGGCGGCCGCGCGCGUCCGGGCGAGGUGCGCGGAGGAGGGCGACCGGCUCGGCGGCGUCGAGUUCCGCGUCCGCAUCGUGUUCGUUGACUCGUUCGAUGAGGACGAGGAGUCCGCGCUGGAGCCGGACAGCGAGGAGACCGGCAGCGACCUGGAGCUCGACGAGGAGUCCUGGAACCGCGGCAAGUCGGACGGCGGCGAGUGGGGGCACGGGCACGACCCGGCCGUCCUCGGCGACGACGGCGGUGUCCAGUUCUCGGCGCGGCCGUUCGACGGCGCCCUCGCGCGGGCGGGCGGGCCGAGCGACGGCACGCUGCUGCUGUCGGGCUUCGAGGCGCGCGCCGACGGGCCCGAGCCGGGCGACCAGCACGAGCUCACGCCCCGGGACGUGCAGCGCCUCGUCCGCCUCGCGUUCAGCGGCGGGGACAUGGAGGGCGACGAGGGGUACCGGCGGGCGGUGGACGGCGGCACGCCCGUGUCCCGUGUCGCGCGCGCCGUGAUGCUGGACCAGGGGCUGCGGUCCGCGACGCAGCAGCAGCGGCCAGCGUCGACACGAGGGAUGCCGCCUCGGAUGCGCACAGGAUGGUAGGGACGAGCGCCUGGCGACAGAAGCGAAGCAAUGGGGCAGCUUUUAAUUCUGGCUUGAUGUGUUUGUAGCAUCAGAUGUUGGAAUAAUUAAUUUUUUGCCACUAUUUCAGGGUGAGUGGCAACUGAUUUGCCACUAUGUGAGAGGGAUUAAUUGUACCCCUGAUGUUUGAGCUGUUUUCAUGUUCCACUUGAUUUUCAGUACAAGCCAAUAAUAAUGCUUAUCAGAAGCAUGCAUUGCACUUGUCGGAA